Astrephomene gubernaculifera is the source of this 2662-nucleotide messenger RNA. The record is from the annotation of a GenBank genome assembly. Lineage: Eukaryota; Viridiplantae; Chlorophyta; Chlorophyceae; Chlamydomonadales; Astrephomenaceae.
CACCAUAGUAUGCAAAAGUGAACAACUUGUUGUUACAUAAGUAGUAUGGUACAUUAAGCAGAGUGUGACUUGUUACUUUUUGACCCCCCUUCGUGAUCAUCUUUUCAAUUUUUCCAGCAAGCGAACCAUAUUAAAAGCCGUGCUAUUAUUAUGUACAGUUGAUAUCGACGUGUCCGCCAGCCUUGGCAAUAAAAUCUUUGGGAAAUGAAGUCUGGCGUUCGGGGAAUCGGGCCAGCCCCGAGGCGUAGCUCAUAUGCCACUUUCCUCACCAUUAUCUGCUUCUGUGUGGGCCUUCUUGGUGGCUACCUGCUUCUCGGAAGCCCACGGACAGCAUACCAUGUAGGCUCAAGUGGCGCAGUAGGGGGCCGUAAGGAAGGCUCAACCGGCAGCAGCAAGGCAUGGAACACGCGGCGAGAGCUCUUCUCACCAAAGACCCGCGCCGAGGAGCUGCCCAGGAAUGUGGUGCUGGGGGAAAAGCCGCCAGCCAAGGGAGAGGUUUCCAAGGAGAUGGCUGCGGCGCUGAAGCAGCAGCAAUCGGACAAGUCAGAGCAUGCGGCGGCCGGCAAGGGAGGGGUUACCCAGGAGAUGGCCGCUGCUCUGAAGCAGCAGCAGUCAGACAAGUCCGAGCACGCGGCGGUGGCAGGAGGGCAGGACAGCCAGCGCAAGGAGAAGGAGGCUUUGAUGAAGGCCCAGCAGUCCGACAAGUCGGAGCACAAGGCCGCUGUGGGUGGCACCGCCCGCCAGGAGCAAGCCAAGACCGCCGUAGCAGGAGGCACCACCACCACCACCACUGCUGCUGCUGCUACUGCUACUGCUGCCACGUUGUCCAACACCACGGCUGCCGCCGCCAGCACCACCACCACCACCACGGCUGCUGCAGCCGCCUCUGCGCCCCCGCCGCCUCCCCGUCAGAGCAUCAAGGGAGUCUUCCCCGACGCCAACACCUGGCCCAUCACGCCGGUGAAGGAGAAGAUGCCGGGCAACACCAUCCACACGCUCUUCACCAGCAACGGCAGCCCCUACCAGAACAUCCAGGCGCGAGUCAUGGUGGGCACCUACAACAUCGUUCGCAAGAUGCCGGGCGGGGAGCGGCUGGUGGCGCUCACACGCAUCCUGCACCGCAGCACUCCGGACGAGGUCAUGGACGAGAUCCCCACCUUCCUGGCCAAGCCGCUGCAGCCCGAGUGCGACAAGUGGUGCUGGUUCCCGGUGGCGGACCGGGCCAAUGCGGUGCAGCAGUGGAUCGACGCGGCGGAGAAGGACCCCUCACUCGUCAAGGCUCCCUGGCUGCUAAUGCUUGAGACCGACUACGUGUGGAUGAAGCCGCUGCCCGACCCGGGGAAUGCGUACGACCGCUCCGUACCCGGCUGGUCCUUCGCAUUCGACUACAUCGCGCCCAGCAUUCCGAUCAUCCAGCAGCUGCUGCAGGAGCGCUGCCCCGACUGCGACGCCUCCACAGUGCCCAACUCCGGACCCGCACCCGUGCUGGCGCGCUUCUCGGACUUCAAGGCCGCCACGCCCAUUUGGGAGGAGCUGAGCAAGUGGAUUGAGACGCACGAGGACGCCAAGAAGAUGCUGGGCUGGGUUCGUGAGAUGUACGCGUGGGACAUUGCGGUUGCGGCCAACAAGCUCAACAUCCGCAACCAGGGGCCGCCCGUCACGCCGCUCAUCAGCCAGCCGCCGCACGACCGGGCGCUGGGGAACGCCUCCAUGUACCACUACACGUGGGGCACGCUGUACAAGAGGCCGGGUGUGGAGAAGGAGUUUUGGAUCUUCGACAAGCGCUCCUACACCGCGUAUGAGCACCAACUCAAGCUGCCCACCUUCCCGCUGCCCCCCGAGUGGACCGAGGGCAUCGUGUUGCAGGACGGCCUCCCUGUCACCCGGGAGCUGCACGACACCGUUGUGGACAUGUUGAAGCGCAUGAACGAGGCGGUGGCGCAGCUGCCCGACCUCACGGAGGCGGUCAAGAAGCAAAAGGAAGCAGCGGCGGCAGCAGCGGCUGCCAAGACUGCAACCACCACCACUACGACGACGGCGGUGGCAGCCACCUAGGAGGGAGGGGGAGGAGGAGGAUGCUGUUGUUGUGUUACCGGUUCCGUUAGUCAGGAGCUUGCUAAAGCAAUAAUCGUUCGGCUUAUGAGGAUUGUGCGGAUCUCUGAAGGGCAGGUCAAUCUCUUGCCUGCAGCUCGACUGUGGUUUUGACGUGCUGGAGCAAGGCAGUACAUAUAAUGCCAGGGAUGGGGCAUGUACAAUGGGUUUCGGGCCCCUGUUAACGUGUUAAGGCGUGAACAUGCUUGAAUGCAGCGAUACUUUUUUACGAAUUCGGUAACGGCCCUCACGUGGCCAUAGUUGACCAAUGGCUGUGCUAUGCGCUCCUUCCCGCCGGGUAUGCGUGCGAGCCGACUCGUGUGACGUAUGCGUACAUGCAAUGAUGAUGCAAGGCAGUGUAGACAAUCUACUCGUACGGUUCCAGGGGAGACCUUCUACAGAAACACCCGUGUUAAGGCAGGAGGGUACCGGUAUGUAUAGGGCAUCAACCACCAGUCGGGCACGAGCCAGUGCAAUGUUAUUUGUUGCGUCUUAUGCAAUGCAAACCUGCCGCGCUUGGCCCUCACGCAAUGUCCUGAUGCAGUGGGACCCUCCUGCUGGGUGACGAAAG